Messenger RNA from Mandrillus leucophaeus (drill), 1902 nucleotides. RefSeq names its product nucleolar protein 9 (gene NOL9). Bases 240 to 1715 code for a protein of 491 amino acids. Gene Ontology annotation, biological process: cleavage in ITS2 between 5.8S rRNA and LSU-rRNA of tricistronic rRNA transcript (SSU-rRNA, 5.8S rRNA, LSU-rRNA). The record is from RefSeq and is a predicted model, not a curated record. The transcript is spliced from 11 exons. Gene Ontology annotation, cellular component: nucleus. Gene Ontology annotation, molecular function: polynucleotide 5'-hydroxyl-kinase activity. Lineage: Eukaryota; Metazoa; Chordata; Mammalia; Primates; Cercopithecidae.
AGGGUUUUACUUUCAGUGGCAUCUGCCGUGUGACCUGCCUCUAUGGCCAGGUGCAGGUAUUUGGUUUUACCAUCAGCCAAGGCCAGCCUGCCCGAGACAUCUUCUCUGUGUAUACCCACUCUUGCUUGAGUAUCCAUGCACUUCAUUACUCGUUGCCUGAGAAAAGCAAGAAAGAACUCAAAAGGGAAGCCCGGAAUUUGCUCAAAUCUCAUCUUAACCUUGAUGACAGGCGUUGGUCGAUGCAGAAUUUUUCUCUUCAGUGUUCCAUUGUGUUGCUAGAACAUCUGAAAACUGCGUCUGUAAACUUCAUAACCAGCUAUCCAGGUUCAUCCUACAUUUUUGUGCAAGAGAGUCCAACUCCCCAGAUUAAACCUGAAUAUUUAGCCUUGAGGUCUGUUGGCAUCCGAAAAGAGAAAAAAAGGAAAGGCCUUCAGUUAACCGAGAGUACCCUUUCAGCCCUGGAAGAGUUAGUCAGUGUUUCCUGUGAAGAAGUAGAUGGCUGCCCUGUCAUUCUGGUUUGUGGAUCCCAGGAUGUUGGAAAGUCAACAUUUAAUAGAUACCUGAUUAACCAGUUGUUAAAUAGUCUUCCCUGCGUUGACUAUCUGGAAUGUGAUCUGGGACAGACAGAAUUUACCCCUCCUGGUUGCAUUUCUUUACUUAACAUUACAGAACCAGUUCUGGGACCACCUUUCACUCACCUGAGGACACCACAGAAGAUGGUAUAUUAUGGGAAACCUUCUUGUAAAAACAACUACGAGAAUUAUAUUGACAUAAUAAAAUAUGUGUUCAGCGCUUACAAGAGAGAGUCCCCUCUCAUCGUCAACACUAUGGGAUGGGUUUCAGACCAGGGGCUCCUGCUUCUCAUUGAUCUGAUCCGAUUGCUGUCUCCCAGCCACGUGGUUCAGUUCCGCUGUGACCACAGUAAAUAUAUGCCAGACCUUACCCCGCAGUAUGUAGAUGACAUGGAUGGCUUGUACACAAAAAGCAAGACCAAGAUGAGAAAUCGGCGUUUCAGACUCGCAGCAUUUGCAGAUGCUUUGGAAUUUGCUGAUGAAGAAAAAGAGAGUCCGGUUGAGUUCACUGGACAUAAACUGAUAGGUGUUUAUACAGACUUUACAUACAGAAUAACUCCAAGAAAUAGAGAGUCACAUAACAAAAUUCUUCGAGAUCUGACCAUCUUGAGUUACCUUAGCCAGCUGCAGCCCCCGAUGCCCAAACCACUUUCUCCUUUACAUAGCCUGACACCCUAUCAGGUCCCUUUCAAUGCAGUCGCGCUCCGAAUUACCCACUCUGAUGUCGCCCCUACCCAUAUACUAUAUGCUGUGAACGCCAGCUGGGUUGGUCUUUGCAAGAUCCAGGAUGAUGUCAGAGGAUACACGAAUGGGCCCAUCCUGCUUGCCCAGACUCCAAUCUGUGACUGCUUGGGCUUUGGCAUCUGUAGAGGCAUUGACAUGGAGAAGCGGCUGUACCACAUCCUCACCCCUGUGCCCCCGGAAGAGCUAAGGACCGUGAAUUGUCUGCUCGUUGGAGCUAUUGCCAUUCCACAUUGUGUCCUUAAGUGCCAGCGUGGGAUCGAAGGGACCGUACCUUACGUCACAACGGAUUACAAUUUUAAAAUUCCUGGAGCAUCAGAGAAAAUUGGAGCAAGAGAACCUGAGGAGGCACAUAAAGAGAAACCAUACCGAAGACCUAAGUUCUGUCGAAAAAUGAAGUGAUGCUCGCAUUUUUAACAAGGGAAGAAACUUUCCUACCUGAAAGCUUUGUCUCAAGCCUGACCACGAGAGACAUGAUGGAGUUUCAUGGCCAUGAAUGGUGCCCUUAUCAGCAACACUGUUUUCUGUGUAAUUCGUGAAUGUCGUAUGGUAGUCUUAAGUUUCUCUUUUAAAGCUGCAUGAGCUAGAA